UGUGUUGUGUUUGGAGGAGGGGCUUCAUCAUUUAAAGAAGUAACAAGUUCCUGGUUAGCCAGUGAAGAAAGACAGUCAGUGGUAAACCAUCAGAGUGUCAGCAUGAAAGUCUCUCACACUUUGAUCUGCUUCUUCCUCUUCUUCUCUCUGCAGGAUGGAAACACCGGUCUCGUCAGUGCCCAACUCUCUGUCUAUUCAGGAACUGAAGGAGAAAAUGCCAGAGUUAAAUGCUCAUUUCCUUCUUAUCGAAACAGGAAGUUCUUCUGUAAGGAACCAUGUGAACAAGAAGACAUUCUCAUUAAAACAACUGAUGCCACAGCUCAGAGUGGCAGAUACAGCAUUGAUUAUAAAGAUGGAGUUUUUUCUGUCACCAUCACUCAGCUGACCAAGUCUGACUCAGGACGCUACAGGUGUGGUGCGGGAUCAUCUUUGAAAAAGGCUUUAUACAAGGACAUUGAGAUCAUCGUUGUUGAUGCAAUGCUGGAUGGUGGUCCUUCUGCAGAAAAAACAAUUGAUGCUAGAACUGGAGGAAAUAUUGCAGUUCAAUGCAACUUUACUCAAUAUAGAUACAAUAAGUACUUCUGCAAGGAAGAAUGUGAAGGAGACAAUCUUGUUGAAACGAUUAGUAAAUCAGAUCAGGAAAAAGGCAGAUACAGGAUCAGAUAUACUCAAAUAAUUCCAACAGGAACUUUGUUGUAUGUGAGCAUCAAACAGCUGACCCAGUCUGACUCAGGAUGGUACAGGUGUGGUCUGGACAGAACUGACUCUAACGAUCUAUACCAGAGGUUUAGGCUCAUCGUCACUGAUGCUCUGACCACUUCUUCUCCUUCAUCAUCCGUCCCAUCAGCCUCUACAGAAACAUCAAACCAAAGUGAAAGCUCCACAUCUUCACCAGCCUCCCCUAAAACCACACGUGGGAUCCUGUAUGUGCGUCUGACUCUGGUCGUCCUGGUCAUCGUGUCAUCACUGUCUGUGCUGGUAUUCUGCAGGAAGAGGACUUGUAAAGCCAAAAGUGAGGAACCAGAACCUCCUGUGGAAACACAAUAUGAUUUCGUCACAGAGACCGACCAAGUGUACGAUGAUAUCGGGGAGGCCGGCCGGAGCAGAUCUCCUCCUGUGGAAAUCUCUUCUGUUCACACUCACGCCAGAUAUACACGACCAAAUGGAGAUGAAACCGAAGAUUACUAAAACAUUGACACUGCUUCUAAUUCAUAAAAUACAGUUAGGGUUAUUUAACUCUGGGCUCAUAAAACAGCAGCUUUAGGCGGCAUCCUUUAAAAAAUGUCCACACGCUUUAUCCCCGGUCACAGACCCAAACAAUAAUGCUAGUGGGGGAACGUUUUUUACAUCUCUUGCUUUUUUAUCCAUAAAAACUUUUGCUAAAUGUAAAAACGGAUAUCAGAUAAGUGUAAAUAUGACAAAUGGCCCAACCAAAGGAAACGGGAUUAAGUUGUUUUUGCUUGUUGUCAAUAUUUACACUUUAUUCUAUAUUGGUAGUGUUCCGACUCUGAUCUGCAGCUGAGACACAACAAUUCUCCUGGGUAUCAAUAAAGUUUUAUCUUAUCCAAAG
Molecule: messenger RNA, 1570 nt
Organism: Trematomus bernacchii (emerald rockcod)
Lineage: Eukaryota; Metazoa; Chordata; Actinopteri; Perciformes; Nototheniidae
Product: polymeric immunoglobulin receptor-like
Exons: 7
Coding region: 103-1188 (361 amino acids)
Cellular component (GO): plasma membrane
Molecular function (GO): transmembrane signaling receptor activity
Source: RefSeq, a predicted model, not a curated record